AUGAAGGCUCGCCAAAUUGCCCGCAGUAGAAUCCGAGAGCAGGAGCUUAAUCCAGUGUUUCACUUUCAAGACAAGCAGGAAGACAAUCAGAUACUUACACGCGCCAGAAUAAAACAGGCGCUGAAAAGUGGUGUAUUGAAUCUGUCCGGCAAAGGAUUGGCGACAGUGCCCGAAAAAGUGUGGAAUCUUAGCGAUUCGGAUGAAAAUGAGAAGGAAGUACGGUACGAUCUGGAUCGGUCGAAUGAGGAGGAAAGCUGGUGGAACCAAAAGUCACUUACAACGCUGGAUCUAAGCUCCAACACGCUCACCACGAUCAGCGACAACAUACAGAAUCUGGCCGAUCUUACCGUGUUGAAUCUUCAAGAUAAUGCAUUAACAAGCUUACCGAACAGCAUCGGGACGUUAACCAAGCUAACGAAGCUCAGCGUCAGCCGCAACAAGCUGACCGAGCUGCCGGAAAGCUUCUUCCAGCUGAAGGAGCUGCAACAUCUGAACCUUUCGCACAAUGAGUUUCCCGAGAUGAAUCCCAACAUAAGCGAUCUAAUCAUGCUUGAAACAUUGGAUGUUUCCUUCAAUAGCAUUAACGGUUUGCCGGGUGGCGUUGGGUUCCUAGUAAGGAUGCAACAAUUAACGCUGAAUAAUAAUCACCUAACGGAACUACCGAACGAUAUUGUCAAUUUACGCAAACUCCAAAAGCUUGAUCUUGCCAAGAACGAUCUGAAGAAGCUGCCUCCCGUAAUGGGUGAACUGCGCCGACUGGAAUGUUUGUACGUGCAGCAUAACGACAUCGACGAGUUGCCCGAUUUUACCGGCUGCGAAGCACUGAAAGAGUUGCACAUAUCGAACAAUUUCAUUAAAACCUUGCCGGCAGAUUUUUGCGAAAAUCUCCCCCAGCUGAAAGUGCUCGAUUUGCGCGACAACAAGAUCGAACGGUUGCCGGACGAGAUUGCGCUGCUUGCCAGCUUGACGCGAUUAGAUUUAUCGAACAAUACGAUCAGCAGUUUGCCCUCGUGUCUAUCCACGUUGGCUCAUCUCGUUAGCCUGCAGGUGGAAGGCAACCCUAUCCGUUCGAUUCGGCGCGACGUAAUCCAGUGUGGUACGCAGCGCAUUCUGAAGACAUUGCGCGAGAGGGAUGGAACGAAAGGAAAGGUGGAAGCGAAACCGGGAACGACCGUGGUGAAAAAUACCCUAUUCUCCGAGGGCAGCACCUUUCCAGAUGUGUACCAGAUGCGCAAGGGUCGUGCGCUGAUCGUAUGCUCGAAGGGAUUGAUCGACAUUCCGGAGGCGGUGUUUCUUGAUGCGCUCGAAGCUUGCGUGUACAAUGUGGAUAUAAGCAAGAACAAGCUAACAUCUGUACCGUCUGGCAUUACGCAUUUAUCGUCUCUGCUAACUGAGCUGAACGUUAGCUUCAACUUACUUCAGACCGUACCGGCCUUCUUUUCGCAAUUCGAAAAGAUCAGCUAUCUGAAUCUGUCGAACAACCAGAUGCCCGAUUUGCCGGAAGUGGUUGGACUGCUUGUGACGCUGCGCGAACUUAACGUCGUCAGCAACCAGCUCAAACGCAUACCGGACUGCGUGUACGAGCUGAGAGGGUUGGAAAUCUUUCUUGCCAAUGGUAAUCAAAUCGAGGAAAUAGACGCGUCCGAGAACGGGCUCGGAGCGCUCAAGCGGUUAGCCACACUGGAUUUGGCCAACAACAACAUCAAGCACGUACCGCCAAUUCUGGGCACGUUGAAGAACAUCACCACGCUGGAACUGAUCGGGAACAGUUUCCGCCAGCCACGGCAUCAGAUUUUGGAAAAGGGAACGGAAUCGAUCAUGUCCUACCUCAGGGAUCGUAUCCCUCAGUGA
Molecule: messenger RNA, 1851 nt
Organism: Anopheles marshallii
Lineage: Eukaryota; Metazoa; Arthropoda; Insecta; Diptera; Culicidae
Gene: f-cup
Product: leucine-rich repeat-containing protein 40
Exons: 7
Coding region: 1-1851 (616 amino acids)
Molecular function (GO): protein binding
Source: RefSeq, a predicted model, not a curated record